Canariomyces notabilis is the source of this 1626-nucleotide messenger RNA. RefSeq lists its product as uncharacterized. The record is from RefSeq and is a predicted model, not a curated record. The coding region runs from base 1 to 1626 and encodes 541 amino acids. NCBI's taxonomy places the organism in Eukaryota, Fungi, Ascomycota, Sordariomycetes, Sordariales, Chaetomiaceae. The transcript has 3 exons.
AUGACAUCGUGUGAAUCAUCGACCGUUAAACUGUCGGUUGACGACAUUUUUGCUUUUAGCGACGUGGAGCUUGUGCAGUACAUGAAGCAGAAUCGCCGUUCUGACGGCGGGUUUUGUCUAGAGGUUGACGGUUGGGAGAACCUGCCGGCCGAUCAAUGCAACAAGCUGGCCGAGAUACUGAAGGCCGGGGCAUCAGGAGCAAACGAUGAAGUGCGGUCAUGCCCGGUUGACCUUGAUGCCGUCAAUGCGCGACUGCUUGCAAUCUCGAACGAACAAGACACGCAGCCGCAACACUUCUCAGGAUCGCCCGGCUACGAAAGAUCGCCCACCCCCAGGAUAGAUUGGGAUGAACGCGCAAAGACAGCGGAAAUAGUCGCUUACAAUGAGCUGAUCGAUGCCGGCGGUCGGGCGCCCUACCCUAUCAGCCUCAUGGAGAAGGUUUUCAAGGACCCGGAAGAGUAUCGCGAAACGUUACUUCCGUGGCAGGAGUAUCCCGAGUACAGCAUACGCGACUGGGACAAAUACGUGUUCCAGCUGCAACUGGGGAGGUGGCGGGUUUUCCGUAUGUGGCAGAAAGACAACCGCGACAUUGAUGACGAGGAAGAAGAGUUCGCCGCAUUCAUUGCGAGGGAAAGGGCCGAAAGCAGAUCAAACGACAAAUUCACGCGUCGGCAGACGACGGAGAGCCGGUAUCUUGAAAGGCUACGGUACGAGUUCAGAAGGGCCAAAGACGUAAAGAACGUCGAUGAUCAAGAUGAAAGAUUUCUAGCGUUUGUCGCCGAGAAGAAGCGGCAAAACAUAAAGCUCGGCGUCAAAUGGCCAGGAAUGACGGACAACGAAUAUCAACAGGUCCUCAGGGUCGAGUUUGAUAAUCAGCGGAGGAACCUCCGCCUCUCCGUCGGGAUCCCUCUGUACUGGUUGCGGGAGGACCACGGCCGAGGUGAUUUCUCCGAGUAUGUUAGGGAGGCGAAGCGCCGCCUUGAAAAACACGGCUUCAACCGGACAUUCCAGCUUGACGAAGAUCCGACACGACAGGACGAGUUGACGACAUGGAUCGAGUACCUAAACUACGAGUACUCGUGGUAUGACCGGUACGAGCGAUCCGUCCAUCGUCUACAAUCAAAGUACGACGGGACCUGGAAGGAGCUGGCGGACUCGGGAGUAUUACGGCCUGGUGAGACGGACAAGGAGGUAGGCGAGCAGCUCUGUUUGGAGUCAAAGAAGGCCAGGACUGGGAACUCUCGAUUUACCAAACCAGAGCGCAUACAGGCACUGGCAACAGCCCAUUCGAGCCUGAUCGCCGCCGAGGACGCGUUCAGGACGGUAAAGCGACGAGGCGAUCUCAUUAUAAAGUUCACCCACGAAACAUGGGACUAUUGGCAUGCGAAGAGAAACCUACAACGCCAGGGUCAUUUGCUGCGGUGGAUUCUAGAUCAAGUGCCCGUGAUUGAAGCCGAGGCAAACGAGUACAGCGCAAGGGUCGAGAAGAGGGCUUUCGGGCACGAUCAAAAUGAUGAAGUCUCGGAUGUUGGAAGGCCCUCAAAGCGGAUUAGAGGGUUGAGCCCGGCCGCGGAUGAUGCUGCAACUUUUGUGUGGGCGGGAACCACUGGCACGCAGUCGAUCUGA